This is a messenger RNA of Carassius carassius (crucian carp), 882 nucleotides long. RefSeq names its product selenoprotein T, 1b (gene selenot1b). Gene Ontology annotation, cellular component: endoplasmic reticulum membrane. Gene Ontology annotation, biological process: cell redox homeostasis. The transcript has 6 exons. Gene Ontology annotation, molecular function: thioredoxin-disulfide reductase (NADPH) activity. The record is from RefSeq and is a predicted model, not a curated record. NCBI's taxonomy places the organism in Eukaryota, Metazoa, Chordata, Actinopteri, Cypriniformes, Cyprinidae.
GGCUGUGUAUCGUCCUUGAAUUUCCGGGUCCAGUUAGAGCAGGACUGUGUGUGCGGGAUGGAAACGCGGUGUUUGUGUAUUUUGCUGGUCUGUGUACUGUCACUGAAUCAUGCCACAGCCGACAAUGGCAGCGUUAAAAAGAUGAAGAUGCAAUAUACAGGGAUGCCACUGCUGAAAUUUCAGUUUUGUGUGUCCUGAGGGUACAGGCGGGUGUUUGAGGAGUACACUCGGGUUCUCACCCAGAGGUACCCAGACAUCCGCAUCGAGGGAGAAAACUUCCUGCCACAGCCCAUAUAUAGGCACAUAGCUUCCUUCCUCUCUUUCUUCAAACUUGCCUUGAUUGGUUUAAUUAUCCUGGGAAAAGACCCUUUUACAUUUUUCCACAUUGAGACUCCAGGAAUCUGGAUUUGGGCGAAAGAGAAUAAGAUAUAUGCCUGCAUGAUGGUGUUCUUCCUCAGCAACAUGAUUGAAAACCAGUGUAUGUCCACCGGCGCCUUUGAAAUCACACUUAACGAUGUUCCCGUGUGGUCAAAGCUGCAGGCGGGACACCUGCCCUCCAUGCAGCAGCUGGUGCAGAUUUUGGAGAAUGAGAUGAAGCUGAGUGCACACAUGGACUCUCUGCCUCACAGACGGGCGUAGAGGUGUGGUGUGUGAUGCGAGGCAUUGGUGUGUGUGAGGGCAUUAAUGAAGGUUUGCACUGAACGCAGUGUGUCUGCUGGUUCAGACUGGAUGUCCAGCCCUCUCUCACUGCUCCAAGGUUCUCUCUGUAUCCACAGCCCUACGGUCCUCGGCUAAUAAUUAUGGAGGAAAUGGAAGGUUUCAUCUGCAGAUAUUCUGUUGUCAUCGACCAAUAAACACACAUGCUGUUAAAUGGGUUUAAAA